Musa acuminata AAA Group (dessert banana) is the source of this 523-nucleotide messenger RNA. RefSeq lists its product as uncharacterized. The record is from RefSeq and is a predicted model, not a curated record. Bases 38 to 436 code for a protein of 132 amino acids. The transcript is spliced from 2 exons. Lineage: Eukaryota; Viridiplantae; Streptophyta; Magnoliopsida; Zingiberales; Musaceae.
GCUGGGCACGGCGCGCAAGGUUGAGGCUCCUGCUGCGAUGGCCACGACGGUGCCGCAGGAGGCUGUGGCGGGGACGAGCAUGCCGAAGGUGGAGAAGACGAUCAGGAUGACGACGAGGUCGAAGGCAGCGGCUCCCGUCGCUUCGACGAGCCACGCCGAGGACGAAAGGUGGCGGCGGUCCAGAGGACAAGCCGAGGAGGAGGAGGAGGAGGAGGAGCGGGCGGCAAAGAGGAGGAAGACGCUGAGGUUUCGGCUCUCUCUCUCUCGGGAGGAGAUAAUGGCGGAUUUCGAAGCGAUCACGGGAAAGAAGCUGCCGUCCCGUCCCAAGCGGCAUCAUCCCAAGGCGGUCCAGGAAAACCUCAGCGUGAUGUUUCCCGGUUCGAAUAUGCCCCAAUCCAUCAACGCCAAUCGCUACAAGCCGAAGAAAUCUUCCUGAUGAUUUGCUUCGGAGUUUGCACGUCCUUCCUCCUCGCGGCCUCCUUCCUCGUGUGCUCAAGUCGUCUUUGGGAUAAGGAGAUUGAUU